This is a messenger RNA of Delphinapterus leucas (beluga whale), 1562 nucleotides long. The record is from RefSeq and is a predicted model, not a curated record. Lineage: Eukaryota; Metazoa; Chordata; Mammalia; Artiodactyla; Monodontidae.
UCUUACAGCUAGGGAAACUGAGGCCCAGAGAGGGGGAGGCUCUUGUUUAUAUCCUACAGCGAGGGGUGGCAGACCCAGGCUAAUGGUGUCCCUCCAACCCCUGGAACCCAGCCCUCCCUCUGUGGCUCAGAGCAACCAGCACCUGGGCGGGAGGGGCCCCCUCAAUUAAUCACCUCGCUAAUCCUCCUUCCACCCAACCCCAGCCCCCUCGAGUCUGGCUGGGCCAGGCCAGCAGCAGACGGAGCUGGGCCGGCAGGGGCUGUCAGAGGGCCCGCUGGGAGCUGGGAGCACUGGGCAGGUGAGGGCGAGGAGCAGCCAUGUUCCUGAGCCCGGGCGAGGGGCCCGCUGAGGGUGGGCGGCCAGGGCCUGGCGAAGAGGCCCCCAAGAAGAAGCACCGGAGGAACCGCACGACCUUCACCACGUACCAGCUGCACCAGCUGGAGCGGGCGUUCGAGACCUCCCACUACCCGGACGUCUACAGCCGCGAGGAGCUGGCCGCCAAGGUGCACCUGCCCGAGGUGCGCGUGCAGGUGUGGUUCCAGAACCGCCGGGCUAAGUGGCGCCGCCAGGAGCGUCUGGAGUCAGGCUCCGGGGCCGUGGCAGCCCCGAGGCUCCCCGAGGCCCCAGCACUGCCCUUUGCCCGCCCCCCCGCCAUGCCACUGCCCCUGGAGCCCUGGCUGGGCCCUGGGCCCCCAGCCGUGCCGGGACUCCCGCGCCUCCUGGGCCCGGGUCCGGGGCUGCAGGGGUCCUUCGGGCCCCACACCUUUGGUCCAGGCUUCACGGACGGUUUCACCCUGGAGGAGGCGUCCUUGCGGCUGCUGGCCAAGGAGCACGUGCAGGCUCUGGACAGGGCCUGGCCAUCGGCCUGAACCUGGUGCCUGCCCAGCCCUCCCUCCUCAGCCUGUCUGUGGCCACCCAUGCCGGGUCCCCCACCCCACCCCCACCUCCUUACCCUGCCUUGCAGGGUAACUGGCACCCGGUUUCAAGAAGGAGGUGGCCAGAGGAUCCCCGGCCAGGGGGAUGGGUCUCUGGCCUGGUCUCAAGGGAGUCUGUGCCCUCGUGGGGCCUCAGUCUCCCCAUCUGUCAAGUGGGCGUGGGUGGGCUGGAUUCUGAGGUUCUUAGACUGCAAUCAGGAGCCACUGGGGUGUGAACUCUGAGUUGAUGAGUCUAAAUCCCUCCGUCUGCUGCCCUCUCUCUAAGAAAUAACAAGUAACAGCAGUAGCAACUCAUGUUCAACCCACCCCCUUUCACUGUGUGCUCCCCAUGUGCCCAUUGCUUUACCCCACGAGGUGGGCGUGGCCACCAGCCUCAUCUUUCAGGGGAGGAAACUGAGGCCCAGAGAGGGGAAGCCAGUUUCUUGAGGCCACACAGCCAGUAGGGGGCGGAGCUCUUUUUAAACUCAUUGCCUGACUCCAUCACCCCAGGCCCCAUGCCGCACCCAGGCUGGGCGCUAACAGGGGACUCUCUGCUGAGGCUGGGCAAAUACUGUCUGUCCCUGCUCCUCCCAGUUACCACGGUGUGGCUUAUGUCCCCACUGGCCACAGCCCCCAUCGUGUCUCCCA